GAUUUUUUUCUUACUUACCGUAUGCCCUAUAUCGCCAUAUUAUGUCACUGCAUGAGAGUAAGAAGAGCGGCGAUCUAUCGUGAUGUGGUUUAUCCAAAAUUUGUCGUUUUCAUGCUCCGAUAUUUUCAUAAUUAUACAUAUCUUACAUAUACCGCUCGUUAUUCGAUCUACAUCUUAGCAAUACAAGUUUCUAUAAAUCCCACCGGUGAAGUACUUCAUCGUCUGUUUCCUGGUAAGGAACUGGACUUGGGGUUAGCCGAGUCACGAGUUUAUUUAAUAUAUUACGAGACCUCUUCGCGGUUCUGGGUCAGGUCAACAUACGCCUAUUAGGUGGUCGUUCGGAUCAUGAUGAAAAUUUCCUCGGUGCUUCUCUAUAAGCUGAACUCUUUGACUGGAAUUGCAUUGGCAUAAUACUCUACCGCAUACUCGUCAGGGCCAAGUUCAUAAAAUAUUAUAUAUCGGACAGAGUGACCGCGGGGCGGUAGUAUAAUAAUAGAUACAAGACAUCUUUUUCCGUGCAGAUUUGAGAUGAAUCCGUAUAAAGUCCCUACCGCCUCUUCACCGGGCGCAAAUCAUAUGCACUGACACAAGAAUGCGUGGGUUUGCUUUUAAAAUUGUACUCAUCGGUACCCGCAUAUUAUCGAAUAACUGUUUGUGGAUUACAAAUCAGUAUGCGGUUACAUUGAAUCUGACUAUGAUCAUUUUCAAAAUUAAUUUUCAUUCUGCGAAUCUCAUGUUAGGAGACUGUUCGAAGAUAAGUCGCUCCUGCCAGAGGACUGAAUUACCAAUCUUGAGUCGAAGUGGUUUUAAAGUCAUGACGAAAUUUAUUAUGGGUGGAAAAAUCGAUUACACGAAGUAUUUACAUUUUACUGUUUGAGUGUGAAGUGGGUACAAUCAACAAUCAAAUUUCAAAUAUUAGCGGUUUUUUUAGAUCGUCCAUUUUGUCUUGGAUUUUCGGAUGGUUCCGCGAGCAGCCGCAUCUAGUGGAGAUUAUGGAAUACAUAGCAGAAUACUGCAGAAUAACAUCGUCAGCCAUUAUAGUGAAACUUGAAGUGAACUCGUCUCUGAUAAAUCGUAGAAAACAGUAUCUAGGAUCGUAUUUAUUGAAGUUAAAAGUUGGAUAAAAAGAUGCACACGAUUACGGAGUUGGGAGCAAGCGUACCCGCUUUUCUAGGCAAAUUAUGGAAGCUUGUCGAGGAUCCAGAAACCGACGACCUUAUUUGCUGGGCACCCAAUGGCAGGAGUUUUUAUAUCAGAAAUCAGGCACAGUUUGCCCGAGAACUGCUGCCUCACUACUACAAACACAACAACAUGGCCAGUUUUGUACGACAGCUUAACAUGUAUGGUUUUCACAAAAAAGUAUCCGUUGAACUGGGAGGUCUUAAAUGUGACAAGGAUGAAAUGGAAUUUGCACAUCAGUAUUUUUGUAAAGGACAUCCUUGUUUGUUAGAACACAUCAAACGCAAGAUAGCAUCCAGCAAAGGGCAAGACACUACACAGGCUCCAGUGAAGCCAGAAUUAAUGAAUAAAAUGUUGACAGAAGUGAGAAGUAUGAGGGGUCGUCAAGAGCAUCUUGAUUCACGUCUAGGUGCAAUGAAGAGAGAGAAUGAGGCCUUAUGGCGAGAGCUUGCGAUGCUCAGACAGAAGCACCUUAAGCAACAGCAAAUUGUCAAUAAACUAAUUCACUUCUUGGUCACCCUUGUUCAACCAUCCAGAGCAGGAGGUGGAGCGGGUAUAUCGGUUAAAAGACGAUACCCCUUGAUGAUUGAUGACCCCAAUCGUCAGCGUGCUAAACAAAGCAAAGUGUCUAACGUUAAGCCCAACACAUCACCUUUAGGUCCAGUAAUACACGAACUAGAUCCGACAGAUCAUGAUUUGGAAUCAGAAUAUAUUGUAGCUGAAAUGUUGGAACAAAGUACCAGUCCAGCUGUGCAAAGUCCAGGAGCAAAUAGCAGCCCUUUGUUGGAUGAAGAUAGUAUGGAAACCAUACAGCUAGUUACCAGUCCGCUGCACAGGCCAGAUGGGUCACAAUUAAUCCCAGAACAAGAUGUCGAUUGCAAGAAGAAGCGCAGCAGUAAAGGAAAGAAACCAAAUGACUGCGUUUUGAACGCUGCCAGGAGGAAAAACAAGGUGCCGAUCAAAAUUCUGAUUCCACCGCUGGAACAAGGCGACAAAAACAGGGAAGAAAUGCUGUUUCUCGAAGUACCUGCAACAACUUCCAGUUGUCCCACACCCGAGAUACCAUCGGUGGAAACUAAGAAAAAAAUCAAACCAAUACCCCGGGCCAUGUUCAGGAGCUCUAAGCUGGCUGCAAUGGCUGCUAACAUGAAUUCCUCUAAUGAUUUGGAACUGGAUUUGGAUAGCGAUGUCAUGGAAAACACUGAAGAGGAUCGUAACAUGGAUAACAAUUCACCUAUAUCUAAAUUAGAGAAGCUUGAUCAGAUAUUGCUUAUUCCUGAACCAACAGAUAAUGAUAAUGAUAAUGAAUUGAAUAAUGAAACAAAUAGUGACGCCGGAUUGUUUGAUAACGAAAAUAACCAAUGCGAAACUACAAACGUUGUCGAUGAGGAAGACAAUGGGGAAGGAGCUAGCACAAGUGCUAACGAUAUGUCACUGAGUUGUUUCAAUGAUCCACUUAGGUUAGGGCAUACGGAAGAAGUGGACACCCAUUUGGAAACUGUGCAGACCGAAUUGGAUAACUUACGAGACCUGCUACGAGGCGAAGGCUACAGUAUCGAUGCUAAUACACUUUUGGGGUUAUUUGGUGCCGAUGAUCCGAUGUCCUUUGGAAUCCCUAUGAAUCCAGAACUCGAUCCACAUUCGCAGACUCAUAAAGAUAAGGAGGGAGAUGAUAAUCAAGAAACAAACGGGGGUGGAGAACUCAUGGCUUACAAUCCUCCUCAGAAUUUUCUGGAUUUUGAUAGUGAUAUAAUGUUGGGUGGAAACUCUUCCUUAACGUCCCCAGAGGGAAACCCAGUGGACUACGAAGAUAACUCCUACAACUUGGAAGACAGUAAGGCAUCACUUCUGGAAUCCUUGAAAGCAGUAAACGACAAUAUGUCAUCACCCUAAAUCUUCUCGUGUG
Molecule: messenger RNA, 3085 nt
Organism: Athalia rosae (coleseed sawfly)
Lineage: Eukaryota; Metazoa; Arthropoda; Insecta; Hymenoptera; Athaliidae
Product: heat shock factor protein-like
Exons: 11
Coding region: 1129-3072 (647 amino acids)
Biological process (GO): regulation of DNA-templated transcription
Molecular function (GO): sequence-specific DNA binding; DNA-binding transcription factor activity
Source: RefSeq, a predicted model, not a curated record